AUGCCGUAUGAUUAUACUUGUACUGACAGUUACCUCAUCAUCAUAAGGCAUUGGGGGCCACUCACCGUGGAUCAACCCUUGUCGAAGCGACCCUGCGAAUCCCACGGCCCGUUCCAUAUCACUGCUCUCGUAUACGGAAGAGGAGAGAAUGGUCUCAUAUCCAACAAACUGGCAGAGAAACUAAGAAGUGCCGACCAUAAACAAGCCACCAAAGUCCCUCCUGUUGUCUGGAUUUCCUGGACAUUCGAUGGACUUGACCAGAACCUCGAGACUAGUCAAGUUCACAUCGCUCCUGGUCUCGAACAAGAUCUCAUUCUAGGAGAUAAUACCAACGAAAUCUACCGAAGUGUUCAUAUCAGUCCCCCAGAAGAGCAAUUGCCUCUUCAGCCUGACACUCGAGAAUAUUUCCAGAAACACGGUAUUUCGGCUGCAAACAAACGGUCUGAAAAUAUGUUGAAAGACCUGAUGAGCCUUUUUCGCCCCAAGGCUCAACCGGACAACGUCAAAACUGACGUUGCUGGUUCGGAACCAGAAGAAAUCGAAAGGCCAUCAGAAGUUAGCUCUGAGUCAUCGCCCAGCCCAACAUUUUAUAGCAUCAGCAACACUGGCUCAGACGCCGACAACUGGAUCACGGACUUUAGUAAUAGCAUCCACAAUGUUUCCUUCCCACAAGCCCCUUAUUUAGAUACUAAUGAUCAAACAUUCGGUGCUUACUGCAACGUUGCUGCUCACCUUGACCGGACUCACUUCAAGCCUGGACCCAAAAAUUGCGCCGAGGGUUGUGGUGGGAAAUCAUCCCUUGGUUCCGCGUCUUACAUUUCAGAGGCAUACUCUCCCAUCUCCAACUGGUCUUUUGUAUGCAAAGAGUCUGGAGAAAUGGAAGACCGAGAAGUAAUACAGCAGUGUCAGCAGAACGAAUUCGAGACGCACCCGGGCCAUCAUUUCUGGAUUUGGGACCGUCAAAGACAACUCUGGCGCCUACGAGGGCGUGAUGGGCUGGAUGAGGAAGACCGGUUCACUGAACUGUUUUUUCAAUAA
Messenger RNA from Fusarium pseudograminearum CS3096, 1038 nucleotides. RefSeq lists its product as uncharacterized. The coding region runs from base 1 to 1038 and encodes 345 amino acids. The record is from RefSeq and is a predicted model, not a curated record. The transcript has a single exon. NCBI's taxonomy places the organism in Eukaryota, Fungi, Ascomycota, Sordariomycetes, Hypocreales, Nectriaceae.